CUGUACUAUACUAUUUGGCAAUAAUGCUACCGUUUGAAGGAUUUGUAGUAUUAAAAAUGUGACGUUGUAUCGGAUACUGUGAUUUAAAUAACGUAUAAUCUUGCAGGACUGUUGAAAACUGACGUUACAUCAGAGUUGUCGCUAUAUCCGAUGUUGUUAUAACUAAGUUCUGCUGUAUUUUACAUUUGAAUGUCUUUUGGGUUGAAUGGUAAUCUUAUAAUUAUUUUAUGGUAACAUUGGAAAAAACAUUUUCUUUUGAAGGUGGACGUAUGAGGAGAUUAGUAGAUAGUUUCAGAUAUGCUGCAUUUUCAGUUAGUGAUAAAUCCAUGUCUGUAGACGGAAAAUUUAUUCCUUCUAAAGAGAUGAGACAACAACAAAUGCAACAAGUUUACGAGAAUUUCAUGAAAAGAUUAUAUUGUAACAGGUCAUGGUCCAUGUGGUUAACUUUUUGCGAAGUUUUGAAUUUGGCUAACAUUAUUUUGCAAAUUUACUUCACCAACCAGUUUCUAGGUGGUCAAUUUUUAAAGAUAGGUCACGAAAUAUUCUACAAAGGUCUAGAACCUAGCGUGGAUGUUUUAGAUGUUGUAUUUCCAAAGGUGGCCAAAUGCACUUUCCACAAGUACGGUCCCUCAGGAUCAAUUCAGUCCCACGAUGCCAUGUGCAUUAUGGCUUUAAAUAUAAUAAACGACAAGAUCUACACGUUCCUCUGGUUCUGGUUUUUAUUCUUGCUGAUCGCGUCCAUUUUGGGAACGGCCUGGCGUUUAGUCACGUAUUGUCUACAUGCACGCAGUCAUCAGUUCAAUGAAACGGUAUUCUCCAUGUCUUGUCCGGGUCGGCUUAACCCAUGGGACGUGGUCACCGUGACCAAACACUGCAGUUACACCGAUUGGCUUUUCCUAUACUACGUGUCGAAGAACAUGGAUGGAAUAGUGUUCCGGGAACUGCUCAUCGGACUCGCUGAAGAAUUGGAUAAGAGAAAUCCACUGACGAGGAAAUAUGGCGAGAAUGAAACAAUGAUAAAGAAGGAAUGACCUCAUCGGUCAUUAUCAUAUAUACGAUUGAUAGCACAAUCAUCUCUACUAAUGAGCUUUAUUAUAAUCAUGAAUUGCUGCUAGGACUUUCUAAUUAUUUUCAGAAAGGUUUGAGUAAUUGGGGAAUUUUUUGAAAUGUUUGUAGUUGUCUGAUGUACCUUUUAAAAUGACAUUGAAGUAACGUAAAGUUGGUAAUAAGGUUUAACCCAACCACGAGUAAAAUAAUCGAAAAGCUUUGCGUAACUUGAUAAGUUGUAAUUAUAUACCACACCGCUGUUAUUCGCCUGUUAUUGUGGUGUUUGUUAACGUUAGUUUUUUAAAUUAUCCGUUUUAGUCUUAUUGAAAUAAACAGUUAGUGAUGCAGCUAAAUCAUCUUCUAUCCAAUUGUUAAAAUUUUGAGGUUAGCGUUUAAUACUCCUACAUAAACGUGAAAGCGCUCAAUCUGACACCGACAGUACCACCAAUAUCACGUCAUUUCAUAGUUACCUUUAUGUCUAUUUGGAAUGCCUACUUUCCUAAUAACCAUGUUCAAAAGGUGGCAAGAAGAGGAGGAAAUCUAACCUCACUAUUUGUAAACGUAUUUCGAAAUAGAAUAGUAAAGUAAAAAAGAAAGAGAAAUAAUUAUUGUUUAUAAGUACCUACCUACUAAAAUAUGCUACAAAUGUAAUUAUAUCUCUACUUCAAAACCAUUUUCAUAAAAAAAAACUAGGUAAUAAAACCAGAGUAAUUCUAUUUUAAAUACUACUAGUACGUAAGUCAUAUUCUUAAAGUGCUUCACUUAAUGAUAUUUAUAUUGUACUUUUAGUUGAUUGUAAAUGUUCAUUAGAAAACCAAUUGACCAUAAUUAGUACGUUUACGAUAACCACGAACCCUUAAAUUCACACUAACUUUUAAUGACUUUUUAAUACUGGUUAUCAAGUCAUAUAACCUCAAGUUUAUUUCAUGUUGUUAAACGUAUGAAUGGUUAUAAAUUGUUUGUUUAAUUUCCGUAAAAAUGUACAUGCAUGCAGGAAAUCCGCAACAAAAUCACCAAUUAUAUAUGUAAUUAGGAUACAUUUAUAAACUGCACAAUAAAACUGAAAAAACCGCAAUAAUUUAAGUUGGCAGCGUAUACUGUUAGAUAAUUUUUAAUAAUUAACAUUACUCUGUUUACAUGGCUUUCAUAAUUACUAUGAAACAGUGGCUACUACUUUCUAGGAAAGCUGUUACUGUUUUUGUAAUGUAAUAGUAUCCAUUAACCCACCCUGGCAUUAUAUUUACAACUUUUAUUACAUACAUCCAAUUCUUUAGCUUGCCCUUGUAAUCCACAAGGCCAUAUCAUUAUAUCAUUUUCGGAGCACCGGGAGAUUAUGCGCAAUGUGAUGAAGCAUCAAGUUGACCACAGUAUGCGCUUGAAACAACGCGUAAUAGCAUUGCGGCUAGCCACAAUCCCAACCACCAGCGGUCACCAACCGUUAUUAAACAACAAAAAAAACAAACCCAUAUUGCCCACAAUAACACAUUAUUAAUUUAUAGCAACUGUCCGGGUAACUGUCGGAAAGGACGCACUACUACAAGCGCAGAAAGCCCUUUGUAGGCUGCCGUAACAAAACGUGUUUAUUGCAAAUAUGAUUGUCGUUACCUGCGGUCAACUUAACGGCUGAUCGCAUUGCGGGUAGCCGCGUCGUAUAUGUGAAGCCUUACAACGAAGGUGUUCCACAUGUUUUUCUUAUCGAAACAAGAUUCUUAUUAAAAUUAAUAAGAAAACGAAAUGUGCGCUGUAACACACAGUAGAAGUGAAACUUCAACGGACAAGUGGAAAAACGAAUCGCAACAAAAUUUUUACUUUAAGUUUUACGAGCAGGUUAUUAAUGUACUUUUCCGAUUUGAGAACCAGACAAAAUCUUUACUUGAAGUUUUACGGGCAGGUUUUCAAAUUGGUCAAGUACAUUGACAAUCUGCCCGUAAAACUUG
Molecule: messenger RNA, 2984 nt
Organism: Agrilus planipennis (emerald ash borer)
Lineage: Eukaryota; Metazoa; Arthropoda; Insecta; Coleoptera; Buprestidae
Product: innexin inx7-like
Exons: 3
Coding region: 228-1031 (267 amino acids)
Biological process (GO): phototransduction
Cellular component (GO): plasma membrane; gap junction
Molecular function (GO): gap junction channel activity
Source: RefSeq, a predicted model, not a curated record